Condylostylus longicornis is the source of this 578-nucleotide messenger RNA. RefSeq names its product U-Kazal-Dg21.2-like. Gene Ontology annotation, molecular function: protein binding. The transcript has 3 exons. The coding region runs from base 83 to 484 and encodes 133 amino acids. The record is from RefSeq and is a predicted model, not a curated record. NCBI's taxonomy places the organism in Eukaryota, Metazoa, Arthropoda, Insecta, Diptera, Dolichopodidae.
UUUGAGUAACAAAUCGACCCUUUUACUAUUAUAAAUAAUUUUUUCUUCAAUACAAAAAAAAAAUAUAAAUUUAAUAAACAUUAUGAAAUCCAUAGCCGUUUUAUUAGUUUUUUCACUUUUUAUUGCAUUAUCAAAAUCUAUUCACUUAAAAAAUAAUUGUUUAAGACCUUGUCCAAAAAUUUAUGAUCCAGUUUGCGCAUAUGAUGGCGAAAAUUUUAAAACAUUUUCCAGUUCAUGUUCAAUGGAUCUUCUAAAUUGCGAAAAAGAAACACAUUUUACUGUUGCUCAACAAGGUGAAUGCAAAGAAGAUGAAUCUGUCGCAGAAAACUUGGACGUAUCUAGCGAAUGUAAUAAAAUUUGCCCAUUAAUUUAUGCUCCAGUAUGUGGUUCUGAUGGUUUAACCUAUGGUAAUAUGUGUGACUUUGAAAUUCGUAAUUGCCAAUCAAAUUUCAAUUUAUCAGUUCUUAAAGAAGGUGAAUGUUAAAAGUUUCUACAAAAAAUACUGUGAUAGAAAUAUAUAUAAUAAACAAAAGAUUAAUGAAAUUUAAUUAAUAAAAUUAAGUUGCAUUUUUUUAAAA